GAUUUGGGUACAGCUUUUGAUGUGCCUGGCCAUUUCAAGAAUACAGGUCUGUUUGCUGCUGUCGUUCUCAAAAAUGCGGAGAUGAAGUUCAACUUUGGAGACUCCAAAUUCAAAUUUCCUCCAGGGGGUGGAUUCAUAGGAUUGAGUGAAGCACCAGCUGAUUGUCUUAUUGCAUCAAAUGUUAUUGGAAAUCAGCAGGUUGCCAGCUCUAAAGUAGAACCGAAUGCUCCUAAAGCUAUUAUAAUUGAGCCUUCAAGAGAGUUAGCAGAACAGACUUUGACACAAAUACAGAAUUUCAAGAAGUAUUUAAAAGAACCUAAUGUCCGGGAACUUCUCGUUAUUGGUGGUCAAGCUGCAAAAGAUCAAAUAUAUGCCUUAGAAUCAGGGAUUGAUAUUGUAGUGGGUACUCCUGGUAGAUUGGAAGAUCUAAUUAGUACAGGAAAGUUAUCUCUUUCACAGGUUCGCUUUUUCAUCCUUGAUGAAGCUGAUGGAUUACUAACACAAGGAUACACUGACCUGAUUUAUCGAUUGUGGGAGCAAAUUCCCAAAAUUACUGCUGAUGGAAAAAGAUUACAGGCAAGAAUGUUGGAAAUUUUGAAAGUUGAUGUUUCCGAUAGUGGUAGAUACAAAUGUGUUGCAACAAACGUGGCUGGUAAUGAUAUGCAGACAAUACAUGUGACAGUCAGAUACCCAGAUUGGCAGUCUAUGCUUGGCGGGUGCCACGAUGGGUCGGUGGAAGGAUUGGGUCACAUACCCGAUGUGGCUGCGUGUGAGGGUGGAUGGCACGGACAUGUACAGCGUGGUAAGACACUGUGUGCCAGAGGAUGGCAUGUCUGUAGUGAUCAAGACACUGAUUUGUUAAGCUCAGUUACGUGGGAAGACGCAGUCAGUGUGGAUGGUUGCUUUGCAUAUAAUGCCGCUAACAACAUGGGACAGUGUACCAGGUGUACUGAAACAGUAGAUGGUGAUAGAAUGGGUGGGAUUGGACGAAACUGUUCACAGAGACAUCGAAAGCAUGGCUCGUGUCUUGGAGAGGGUAGAAUAGAUAUAUUCUACGGACACAGAAAGAACGGUCAACCCAACUGUCGCUAUCAUCCGGGUUUGACAACUGGAGUAUUAUGUUGUAAAAUGUUUCCAGCAAAGAGGAAAAAGGUUAAGCCAGUCUGUAAUCCUGUAUGCCAAAAUGGUGGUACUUGCACAGAAUCCAAUAGGUGUCAAUGUACACCUCAAUAUAAAGGUCUUACCUGCCAAAAUGCUGUAUGCAAUCCCAAAUGUAAGGAUAGUGAAAAGUGUGUGGCCCCUGGUGUUUGCAGGUGUAGAGAUGGGCUCAGGGGUGUGUUGUGUCGACAUAAAAAAGCUGCCGGAUUGUCACCGCUUCUGUCAUCGGAAGGGAACAAAGACAAAAACGACAGCACUCCAGACACUUCACCGGGCGCGCCCCAAACACCAUCUCUCGAUGACAGCCCAACAAACGAAGGAAAACAGAAACUGGACGUAGCCAAAGACAUUAACAACUCCAUGCAGGGACAGCUACUGUUGCAGGUAUUGUCUGAUUUCGUAUUGCUGUCAGCCAACUACAAAACAUGA
Saccoglossus kowalevskii is the source of this 1587-nucleotide messenger RNA. RefSeq names its product ATP-dependent RNA helicase DDX1-like. Gene Ontology annotation, molecular function: nucleic acid binding; ATP binding; protein binding. NCBI's taxonomy places the organism in Eukaryota, Metazoa, Hemichordata, Enteropneusta, Harrimaniidae. The record is from RefSeq and is a predicted model, not a curated record.